AUGGAUGCAAUAAUUCUUCCUAUUCCUUUAUCGUCAUUUGUGAAUGCUAGUAUUUAUGUGCCAGUAAACAAUUUUAAUAUUACUAAGGGAGAUCAAUUCAAUUUUGAAAUUAAAGAUCUAAAUGACACUCUCAUAUUCAAAAACGGUACUGAUGCUCAAUGUAUAACCAAAGAUGAUUUAAUAAGCUUUAAAACUCCAAUCCCUGAGUUGCCAUAUAACUCUUCCGAAUAUUAUGUUGUAAUUAGUAUUGGGCCUAAUGUAACAGACUCAUCUGCAUUAAAAGCCUGUGCCGCUACUAAGGAAUUUUGA
This is a messenger RNA of Racocetra persica, 309 nucleotides long. NCBI's taxonomy places the organism in Eukaryota, Fungi, Glomeromycota, Glomeromycetes, Diversisporales, Gigasporaceae. The record is from the annotation of a GenBank genome assembly.